Cuscuta campestris is the source of this 657-nucleotide messenger RNA. The record is from the annotation of a GenBank genome assembly. NCBI's taxonomy places the organism in Eukaryota, Viridiplantae, Streptophyta, Magnoliopsida, Solanales, Convolvulaceae.
CAAGUGAAAGGAGAAAGAUGAAAAGGAGAGGGCUUUAAAUUGCUUUCAUUUGGGCGUCUUUCCGCAACAUUUCACAUUUGCCUUUCGGAUUGGGGAGGUUCGGCGGUGUAAUGGAGCGUCCGACUUUCGGCGGCGGCGACGUCCAAGGUAACAACACGAAGAAGGUGAGGAAGUUGCCGAGCCCAAAGGAGAUGGUCGCCCACUACGAGGCCAAGGGUUUGGGCGCCGAAGAAGCUUCGCUCAAAGCAAUCGAAGAUCUCCAGAACCUGCUCUUCAAAAUGGCCGUGAAUUCCGGAGAAAAAGGCUCCGCCGCCGCCGCUACAUCGAGGAAGCUCGACUCCAUUAGCUCGAGGUUGAUCAGCCUGGACAUGAAAUUGGACUCGAAACCUAGCCAUCCCCAGACGCUCGCCAUCGGGGUGGCUUCCGGCGCACUUGUCCAACUCUUCCCUCACUUCGCCGGAGCUGUCGCCGGGAUCUGGAAUUCCGUUCGUUCUGUUACCAAAUCUAAUCCGUGACUCUUCCUUCUUCGUUUGAAUUGUUGAAUGAGCAGUUUUUUGUUCUGAAUGAUUUUGAGCUCGUUUUGAUUAUUUUUUUUUUUGUUAAUUCAGAUGAGAAAUUAAUGAAUUAAUUAAUUAAGAAUAAUGUGUCCUCAAUAUU